AUGCUGCUUUCGGAAGUGCAGCAAAUGAGUGUAUCCAGGAGGAAGGAAACAACCGUCCGAACAGCCGCUUGGAAUAAGAUGUUACGCCGGACAAUGGUCAGGGCAGAGAAAAGAGGUCAAUGCGGUUACACUCGGCAAGUGGUUGAGCGCGAGGAGGGACGAGGGCAAACAUCGAUGAAAACAAACCGAGAGCGCAGAUUACGCCGUAAAAUCCCAACUGCGCAUCCCAAGUUGUUUGAAAAAUAUAUCGUGCAGCUUGAUCAGGCAACAUAUCGUUUCGAGUAUAUGGCCUUCACGCACCAUUUUCUAGCUUUUUUACAAAACAAAUUUUUUUUUUUUAUAUGUACUGCUGCAGUAAGAGAUCACAUUGGAUUUGAAGAUCCAAGUGGUCCAGUUGGUUCGGCUGCAAGCGACUACGAACACAUCACAGCCUAA
Molecule: messenger RNA, 435 nt
Organism: Gongylonema pulchrum
Lineage: Eukaryota; Metazoa; Nematoda; Chromadorea; Rhabditida; Gongylonematidae
Source: the annotation of a GenBank genome assembly